UUUAACUCUUUGAGUUUCGCUAAGGCCUUUGCUUUCAAGAACUUCAGUCAUUUUGAUCGCCGCUACACCAAAGCGAUGCGGGCUCCUGACGUUUCAAAUAUAAUACGCCGGCUUCAUGCCUUUGCGUCGCCCUCUCACAUGGACACCGUUUUAGCAACAUUAUUUGACAUGUUUAUAAAGACAAAAGGAUACUGAUGAAUAUCAUUUAACGAAUCGACAUUCGGUUUUGCGAAAGUCGUUUAAACGACACCAAGUCACGCCAUCUAUCUGAUGGAACAUUCAACCUCUCUCAACAAUCACAAGUUAUAACUUACUUAAGGAAAAACGGGAGCUCGAACGCAACUAACGAAGCGCGAUAAACCGCGUUCGCUAUGACGGCGACAUUAAGCUGGCUGAUACAUCGACAGCUAACCGAACCAAUCGCACGUCACUGCGGGAUCCUAACAGCCAAUCGUAAUGCGCUGUGACUAGGAUAGCGUGACCCGAACGCAAUCCGAUUCAAAUGGCAUUCGUUACCGCGAGAUGGCAGUCGGCGCGCGCGCCAAUCGUCGCGUUCAUCUCGUUGUCGUGCCCAUAUAAUGAUCUUCACAGGGGCGAAGAGAAUGAAGUUGAGCCUCUCAUUAAUUGGCAUUUUGAGUUGAGAUCGCUGAGCGAAAGAUAGGUUAAUUCUUCGCCCGGUCGAGAUCGUUGUCGCUCAAAAAGGAAGGUGAGCGAGCAUUUUCUGGAAAUCAGAUCCAAUUACAACAAGGGCCGUUAACUUUUUAUUCUGUUUGUCCUAUGGUCGAAAGCAUACUCACGCGCAAUGUUGACUGACGAGGGUCUCGCUCAUGUGACCGAUCCGAUCUGAAGGAUGGACCGUUUAAUUCUCCCACUGCACGGAAACUAUUGUAGAACAUUGCUUGUAACUCAAAUUCACAAACCCCACCCACGCGGAGAUAUUUGCAUACAGCGAGCACGUCUCAAUUAGGAGCGCUAAUGUAUGCCUCGACCGAAGCCCUGAUCUGUUUGACGUCGACCGAUAGUGGCUGAAACGUGACGGGUGACGACUAUCGCGAGAAAACCGCUUCCAUCACUCCGCACUAACAACGCUAAUAGGAGCCGAUAUGGUCGAUUUCUUUUAUUAGCAUGAACUACUCUAAAAUCCAUUUGCAUAUUAUUAAUGAUAGUGUGCACGUUAAAAGAUGUAUUUUAAUUUUUUCAGGUGAGGACGAGGAAUGGGGAAACGAGAGCGAGGCGAUGCCUGGAGAACCUCGCACACCAAGCUCGGGCGGUGAGCCACCGGCUUCUAGUGGAGGAGCUUCACCGGCGUCCGAAGGCUCAGCAGCUACCUCACCGCCGCGCCUUCGACUGAACACUCGACUGGCGACCGAUCCCGCUCUCGCACCUCAGGCCACAACUCUGAAACACGAACCGCCAUCCCCUUCGCCGCCUGCGCCGUCACCAGCACAACAAGCGAGGGAUUUCCUUAAUCUCACAGCAGCGAAUUUCCCAGCUCUUUUUCCCGGAGCCCCAGCUGUAGCGGCACCGCCCGCUUACACAUGCAUUCCUUGUGGGAUACGGUAUUCUUCAUUAAGUACGUUACAAGCGCAUCAAGAGCAUUACUGCUCCAAACGGAGAUCGAAACCUGAUGGAACAGAUGUGCCGACAGAAACAGUAGCAGAUGACUCGAGUGGUGAUUCGAAAACACCACGACCUCCGGGGAAACAAUACGCCUGUACUUACUGUUCAUACAGCGCAGAUAAGAAAGUUAGUUUAAAUCGUCAUAUGCGUAUGCAUUCUUCUUCACCUAUAAGUAGUAGUACUCCAGUACCACCUCCGACAUCCAACGGGGAAGCGACUGAUGGACAACCAGCCCAGGACCGUUAUUGUGUUGAUUGUGAUAUUCAUUUUAGCUCCAUUAAGACUUAUCGUGCUCAUAAGGCUCAUUACUGUAACACGAGACAGAUUGUCAAGCAAGUUUUACCCACAGCCCGAGCGGGUUCCACCACAUCGGGAUCGGCUCCCACUUCCCCCGGUGCAACCCCACCAGCUCAGAAUCAAUAUGCGUUAGCAUUACCGACUAAUCCAAUACUAAUUGUCCCAUAUUCACUUUUGAGAAGCGCUAGCACUCUUCCUGGUGCAACAUUGCCAGAUCCCGAUACGCCAUGCUUUUGGUUGCCAAACGGAACGUUUCAACCUAUAAGUCGUGCGUUACCAAAUGUAAAUACGGAGGUAAAGGAACCCGAGGUUUUAAAAUCGGCAAAUAGACCCCGAGAACCGUCAAGAGAUGGUGCUACACCUUUAGAUCUGAGUGUUCGUCGUACACCAGAGUCGGUAACUACGGAUGAGCACGAAAAAGAGAACAGAAUGCGUUCUACGACACCAGAACAAAUAGUAUGUGCUCCAUCCUUACCUGCCUCUCCUGCAACUCCAUCACCUUCGAGGCGGUCAUCGUCACCUAGUGGAGAGAGUUCACCGAAACGACGGAGAAAGAAUUCAAGAGAUCCAACUCCAAAGCCGCCCAGCGUACCUUCACCGUCAGAAGAUAAAAUUUCACCCGUCAUACCUCCCCCAGCAUUCCCACCUUCCUUAGCUUUGCGUCUGACUACAGAUCCAAUAACGACUGUUUCUCCACAAGUUCUAGUAAAGCAAGGAGUUUCAAAGUGCCAGGAGUGCAAUAUAGUUUUUUGCAAAUUCGAUAAUUACCGUAUACACAAACGGCACUACUGUUCCGCUGGCGGCGGAGACGAGCGGGCCAGCCCGGCACCCCCUGAACCAGGCCCUCCGGCUCAGUACCGACAGCUCAUCUGUAUGGCGUGCGGCAUACAUUUCAGUUCCUACGAUAACUUAACGACUCAUCAAUCCUACUACUGCACGAAAAGAGAGACGCGUUCUCCGCGAGCUGUUCUAGAAACAUCAAGACCUUCUUCGGGGUCAGACGGUGGUUGGAAGUGUCCUUGCUGCGAUGUUGUUUCUCCAACAGCCGCCGCUGCUCAGAGACACAUGGAGGCGCAUGCGGGAGUGAAAGCUUUCCGUUGCACCAUUUGCAAAUACAGAGGAAACACUCUACGUGGUAUGAGGACACACAUCCGAGUUCACUUCCGUGAAAAGCCCUCUGAUUUGCAGGAAGAGAGCUACAUAUCCUGCGUGCUCGAAGAGGAAAGUCGCGAGAGUACCUCGCCGGCCCCCGCUGCGGGCGAGCGCGUCCAUCGCUGCAGCUCGUGCGCGUACACAUCGACUUACCGCGGGAAUGUUGUCCGACACGCACGACUCGUGCACGCCGACGAACCAGAACCCGACAGAACAUCGCCGCCACCCGACAUCAAAAAAGAACCUGACGUAGACGAAGACACGCCCAACUUCUGCAAAUCCUGCAACAUAUCCUUUAAAUACGUUAACACUUAUAAAGCACACAAACAGUUCUAUUGCACCGCGGCCAAUCAGGACGCAGCGGCCAACAACAACGUCCCCGCUCGUGUGCACGAUGUGUCCGUUGUUAAAUCACAAUAACGACAUUGAUGAAAUCGCGUUUCUUUUUACGCUUCCAAAUCUAUAAAAUACCUUAAAUAUAUCUUAAUUCUUAGCUUUAUUUGCUUCGAAGCCUAACUUAUAAAGUGUAUAUCUACAUUUUCGGAAUUAUUAAAUUACGUGCAAUAAUUAAAAUUAAAUAUAUAUAUAUAUAUAUAUAUAUAUUGUAUAAUAUUACACUCGUACUGCAUAUAAGAAACCAAAACGUCGAUGGAAGAAAAUGUGCGUGAACGGUGACGAGUGACAAAUGUCGGCUGACGUUCAUAUGGCCUGUUUUGUUAAACCUUGUUAUGUAAAUUGUUUGAUAGUUAAAGUUAACCUUUUCGUAAUUGUAUUAGUAUACGUUAAAAUACCAAAUUGUAAAUAUUUGUAAAGAUAUUAUCGCUAUAUAACUAAAUUUUAUUACCAUUCGUUUUAAGUGAUUGUUCUUUCUUUGUUGUUAAUUUUGUUUACUAUUAGAAUAACUUUUAGAUGAACUUUGCAAUUCUAGAUAAUCAAUUGAAUGCUCAUUCCAUUUUACUGACCAGUUGUCUCUAUAUUGUAAACUGCUGCUAAAGUGGACAUUGUAACUUGAGAGGGAUUGUAUCUUUAUAUUUGUGAAUCUUCCGUAACACGAUACGAUUCGAUGUUGUACGUACACGAUAACUUGAAUUGUGUUUCGUAUACAGUCGGUGUCGUCUAGUACUAUCUUAAAAGGAGUAAACGCUAAGGUAAUGUUAUUGCAUAUUUAAACACUACAGAAUCCUUAUACAUAUUGUAAUAACCCCUCGGGUCAAUAAAUUAUAAUGGAAGUCUGCUUGAGGCGAGGCUUUUUGUAAGCUAGAAGCUGUAUAAUUAAUAAAAAUAUUACCCAAAUAUUUUUGGAUUAACAAUAAGUAAGAUUCGAUGUAACAGAUUGACAUAUAAAAUACUUUAUGUAAUAUAAUAAACAUGAACUGAAAGAUACAAGAGUUCACGUUAACACAAAAUACCAUGUUUUGUCAAUGCCAAAGCAUCGCUAGAUUAUUGUAAUUUGCAUUUAUAGGUAUCUCACUAAUUAUAAUCCUAGCUGUAAGUGAAUACAAGACUUAUUCCCUAGAUAUACAUAUGCAUGUGUAUUUAUUGUGUUUGUCUAUAAACUUUGGAAUAAGUCUCGAAUUGUUUAAAUUUUCGGGUAAACGGCCGCAUUGAUCUUUUAACUGUGACCUAAUGUAACGUCGUUAAGUCAUUGGCAGACUGUAUAAAACCAACCUCUCUGUUGCUCCGUUUGAAACUUCAGUUUUGAUAUAAUCAAAUACUCUUAAAGUAUUAAAAAAUUAUAAUUUCACAUCUCAUGUUGUAAAAAUAUAAUUCUAAUAUGCAAUUUGUCAACGACUUACAAUAAACAAUCAUGACAUUGUAAAAUCUUCACUAAAAUAGCAUCUGACGUGACGUGCCAUAUUCGGUGUUAAAAAUAGUUUAAGGUUAUAUUCUCGAAUAAAAAUUUAUGGCUAUAGCAAAAAAGAUAAUUGGCCGUUGGGAGUAUUUCUUGCGAAACAUCUUGGCCAAAAAAUUAGUAUCAAUAAUUCUCGACGUGUAAUCGGGUAGGUGUUGAGGCGUGAUAACCCAAGUACAUUGAUAUUGUAAAAUACGCCAGACAAUAAAUUAUUAUUUAUCACAUAUUAA
Messenger RNA from Danaus plexippus (monarch butterfly), 5151 nucleotides. RefSeq names its product zinc finger protein ush-like. The record is from RefSeq and is a predicted model, not a curated record. Gene Ontology annotation, cellular component: nucleus. Gene Ontology annotation, molecular function: RNA polymerase II-specific DNA-binding transcription factor binding. NCBI's taxonomy places the organism in Eukaryota, Metazoa, Arthropoda, Insecta, Lepidoptera, Nymphalidae. The transcript is spliced from 2 exons. Gene Ontology annotation, biological process: negative regulation of transcription by RNA polymerase II; positive regulation of transcription by RNA polymerase II; cell differentiation. The coding region runs from base 1126 to 3489 and encodes 787 amino acids.